GUUCCGCGUGCCUUUUUUGCUCAUUCCAAGACGAGGAUUAUGUACGCCCGAAUUACUUAUCAGAACGAAUUAACGUUAUACAAUAUUUCACCCGAAACGAAAAAAGUAUUUGUAGAUUACAUCGCUACUCAUUCUCCUGGCGGCGUCUUUCUUGCUUUGACUGAUAUCGAACACUUCACUUUAUCUCAGCUCAUUGAACGUUGCGGAGGCGAAGCGGCUCUUCAAGAAUAUAAAAAUAAAGACAUAGAAAUCAUGUUCAAUAAAUCUGUACUUGCAGCUGACCACACCAAAGAUAGAUUUCCGGCCUCCACACGUGUUCUUGCUAUCCACGAGAUUGCCGAAAAGGAGCAUCUCCCCCUUGAAGCCGCCUUGGAAAGGGCCGUCCAGCUUGGCAUUCUCGCCGGCAAUCACGAGCGAAUUGUUCCGCCAAAGAUUGACGAUUCGGUUCGUUUGCAAAGUCAUGUUGGGAUAUACACUUUAGAAGAAAAUCAUACUUUUGAAAACAAAGAGCAGGUGGAUCCAUAUAUCCUAAGACCUCAGACAAUAGAGCCGAUCUGUAUUAAAUGUAAAGUUGUUUUAUCUAAAGGGCAAAGACGGGUCUAUGAAACUAAACUACAAGAUCGGUCUCUAGAACAAUCUCUGCCGACCUCCAUACACCAGGCGAACGGCGACGCCUACGUGAUCCACCCUAUCUUCUUUUCAGAGGAUCUGCCAGGUGGUAUUCAGGCGUGCCUAACCUCGGCGUCAGUGGGACCAGACUAUGCACGUGAUGUUUCCUCACUUAAAUAA
This is a messenger RNA of Zophobas morio, 789 nucleotides long. RefSeq lists its product as uncharacterized. The transcript is spliced from 10 exons. NCBI's taxonomy places the organism in Eukaryota, Metazoa, Arthropoda, Insecta, Coleoptera, Tenebrionidae. Bases 40 to 789 code for a protein of 249 amino acids. The record is from RefSeq and is a predicted model, not a curated record.